Prunus persica (peach) is the source of this 4589-nucleotide messenger RNA. RefSeq names its product NAC domain-containing protein 68. The record is from RefSeq and is a predicted model, not a curated record. Lineage: Eukaryota; Viridiplantae; Streptophyta; Magnoliopsida; Rosales; Rosaceae. Gene Ontology annotation, molecular function: DNA binding. Gene Ontology annotation, biological process: regulation of DNA-templated transcription. The transcript has 4 exons. Bases 87 to 1382 code for a protein of 431 amino acids.
CUUUCACUGCUCUCUGCUGCUUCUUCUCUGAAGGAAAAGCAUUUGAUCAUCUUAUAUUCCAAUUUUCCAAAACAGUUGAAGGAGGGAUGAGCAGAAGUAUGAGCACAACAAAAGAAUCAGUGCUUGAUUUGCUGCCCAAGUUCAGAUUCCAUCCCUCUGAGGAGGAAAUGGUGAACCUUUUGAAGAAUAAGGUGGAGGGCCAGGACUCCCAAGCCAUCCCUGAUGAAAUCGUUGACAAGCCUCGGGAUUUACCUGAUAAUGAAUCUAUCCAACUUUUUUGUCGCUUCUUGAAGAGGAUGAUGCAGGGCAAGGCCUCCCAAUCCAUCCCAGAAAUCGAUGUCUACAAGUACGAGCCUUGGGAUUUAGCUGAGCUCAUGUUCCCAGACUCUCCAUAUCAACCCAGGGCCUGGUUCUCCUUCAGUCGACCUGAUUACAAAUCUGCCAACAGUCCUCGCUGCAACAGGGCCACAGGGAAGGGCUUCUGGAAAAUCACAGGCAAGCCACGACAAGCCAAGUCUCGACAACUCCCCAAAUCGGUCACUUGCAAAAAGAGGACCUUGACCUUCCAUGAAGGUCGUGUGUCUAAGUCCAGGAACACCGGCUGCGUCAGGCAGGAGUACUAUCUCACUCCAACUGACCCAGGUUCUAAUCCCAAUCAGCUGAGUGGCUUUGUUCUCAGCCGCAUGAAGAAUAAGUCAACUGACAAUGAGUCUGAUAAUAAGAAGCAUCAGGAUGUUUCAGUCUGUGUUGAAUCAGCUGAUCCUGGUAUUUCUGGCUGCAUGGCCUCUAAUUCUGAGCUUGAUCAAGCUGCUGGAAUUCAUCUGAUUUCGGAUGCAGAAGAACAUCUGACAUACAAAGAGCUAGAACAUGUUCUCCUUGGAAGUGGCAAUCAGAACGAUGGUGAACCUGGUGGCUUUGUUUCAUCUGAUUUUGAUGAUAUGAUUCAAGAGCUAUGUGCUAAGGGUGGAGAAUAUCUGGAUUUACCUUCUCCUCCUCCUGAGCUGCCUCGCCAACGCCAGCCACCUCAGCUGGGAAAUGUUCCUGUUACUGGUGAUUACAUCGGCUCUAAUUCUAAUAACCAAGCUGCUGCUAUCAAUCAUAUGAUUCCAGACCCAGAAGAACUUCUGGCCUACAAAGAGCUAGAACGUGUUCUUGGCAGUUGCAAUCCUGAUGAUGGUGAACCUGGUGGCUGUGUUUCAUCUAAUAUGCUUCAAAAGGUUUAUUCUCAAGCAGAAGAAAAUCUGGAAUCGUUCUUUCGUCAAUUUGAGCCAGAGGAUUACAUAUUGCCUAUUGUACCUAGAACUGGGAGAUUUCUGCAUGCCAAUAACUAUAUUGGAUGCAAUGAGUUGCAGUCUGCAGCUCUUUUCCCACAAAGUUCUUGAAUAACAGAAACAUCAUAAACUCUUUUCAAUGACUACAACCUACCAAAAUCAUUGGGAAGGGUUUAUGAUGGAAAUGGUGGAGUACCACAGUGACGCAAACACUGAAGUACUCCAUGGAAAGAUUAUCUGUAUUAGCUAUUGGAGAAAAACACAACAUUUUAUUUAUAGGAGAAUAUCAAAGGGGACUUAUAAACCACAAAAGUCCUUGUAAGAAUGUGUCUCCAACUCACAUUAUUACAGACAGUGAUAUUCUCCUACAAAUAAUUCAACUGUAUUGAGUAAAAACUCACAGUUGUCUACAUUUCUGGAACUGGAGGCUUUGGAAACUUGUUCGUAGUUUUGGACAUUUAUGUCCAGGACAAACGACACAAGUUACUAGUCUGUCACACACGGCAAGGGUUAUGUCCAAGAUCUUUGAUUUGGCCUGGGUGUGCAUCCAUACCUCGUUGUAUGACUAGGUAUCCCAGGAAUCUGUCGGACGAUACACCGAAUGCCAUACUGGUGAUACUAGCAGAGCAGGCUGAAUGCUUCAAUGAGGUUCAUGAUGUGGUCCGCACACUCAGGGGCUUUGACUAGCAUGUCUUCCAUGUAAACUUCCGUGGUUUUGCCGAUCUACUCUUUGAAAAUUUUAUUCACGAGCCUUUGGUAGGUUGCUCUGGCGUUCUUCAGCCCAAAGGGCAUGACCUUGUAACAGUAGGUUCCCCUCUCGAUGAUGAAAGAAGUCUUCACCUCGUCAUCCUCGUGCAUUAGGAUUUGACAAUAGCCAGAAUAGGCGUCCAUGAAGCUAAGCAGCUGAUUGCCGGAAGUUGAAUCCACGAGCUGAUCGAUUCUCGGAAAUGGGAAGUUGUCUUUAGGGCAUGCUUUGUUGAGGUCAGUGUAAUCGACACAAACUCUCCAUUGGCCAUUUUCUUGUUUUGCCACCAAAACAACGUUGGCUAGCCACUAUGAGUAGGAGACUUCUUCGAUGAAGCUAGUAGCUUGAAGCUUGUCGAUCUCGGCUUCAAUGAUUGCGACUCGCUCGGAAGCGAAGUUGAGUCUCUUCUGUGCCACCGGCUUGUUGGCGAGGUUGACAUGGAGCCGAUGGCAGAUGAUGUUAGAGUUAAUGCCAGGCAUGUCAGAUGGUGACCAUGUGAACAUGUCUUUGUUAUUCUAGAGGAAGGUUGUGUGCUCCACCUUUUUGUCUGGGCUCAGGCGCGGGGGGUACUAACUCAACAUCUUCCUCAAGCUUCCAAGCUUCUUCAAGGGAGCCUUCCAGGCAGAUUCCUUCAUCUCGAUCCUUCUCGUUUGGGUUGUAGCGCAGGCUUCCAACCCUUUUCAGGAGAGUCUUUAGGGUAGAUUCCCUCGCCUUGAUCCUGGCUCCUUAAUUGUUAUUGUGAGGUAGCAACUCCCUUCCCGUUCGGGCUUGCUUGUAUGCUGGGAGCUCAUCCUACCACGUCAACAGCCUACAUUACUGGUGUGAAAUGCAACUGCUUGCUUGUCUUGAGCCCUUGGGUUGUGCAUCUUCUAGCCAUGGCUUGGUCACUAUUAAUCUGUCCGAUCUCGCCCCCAAGGAUGGGGUAGCCGAUCUUCUGGUGUAUUGCAGAUGUGAAUGCUUCGAUCUUGCUGAUCCAUGGUCGGCCCAAAAUUCCUUUGUAGGGCAGAUCUUGUGGAUGACCAUAAAGGUGGAGCUCACCACCUAGGGUCAGUGGAUGUCAAGGUCAAUCGUUCCCACCGUGAUCAAUGUGGCCCCAUUGAAGUCGGUGAGCGACUUGGCAAGUCUGUUGAUCUUGGGUUCUAAUCCUAUCUGUUGGAUAAUAGAUAGUUGUAGGAUGUUGGCUGCACUAUCCUCGUCCACGUGAACUCGCUCGAUCACAGCUUGUUCAAUUUGGAUGAGAUGACUAGGGCGUCAUUAUGUGGCAAAUCAAGUUCGUCUUCUGAAAGUCGAUUACGAGGUGUCCUCAAUGGUUGGAUCACCAGUUAUGACUUAGGAGACGUAAUUCGCCUACUCGAUCUUUCUCUUUCGCUCCUUAGUGGUUAGCCCGGACUCCUGAGAGUCGGCUAGGAUGGUGAUGAUCCUUAUUAUUUUUUGGGGAGGUUCCUUGGCAGCUACAUCGCGAUCCUCGAGGUGCCUUUUCCAAGCAUUGCUGUUGUUAGUGUAAUGACCAUGCUCCCUGUGGAAUGCGCAAUAUUUACUGGUGUCCCUCCUAGCUGGGUCUCCCCUUAGAGGCGGCAGUCUCUUCACGCACGGCUUGUUUUUCACUUGUGCCAGGAUUUGGUGGAUCGGGAUAGUAAAUUCAGUGAAGGUUUUUGUUUCGGAGACUCCCUCUUGGGGUUGCGACUUGCGCUUGUCCUGAAUUUUGUGUUCGAACUUGUUGCUCCUUUAGCUUGCUUGCCGUUAUUAAAAUGAUGAUGUGGCAGGGGUAUAUUGGUCAAUCUAACUGAGAUAGGAUUUUUCCCACCAAUCUGAGGUUGUGACGUGUACUUGUGGAUCCCACCCCUAACAUCUAAUAUAGCCAAAACGAUCGAAUUGAUCUGACCUGCCUGGCGAACCAAAAAACCCCAGAUUGGCUUCCUUCUCCCAUAGAAGAAGAUAAAACUCUAGAAAUUAAAGGUUGGGUUUCCACGAAAAUUGAAGAUGAAGCCUGAAAUAAUUGACGAAGGGGAAGAGUUGGAUGUGGCGGUAGCGCGUUGCUUUUGUGGGAAGAUAGCUCGCUUACAAACUUCAUGGACUGAGGUGAAUCCACUUCGAAGAUUCCAUGUUUGUCCAAACUCAUCAGGGGUAAGUUAUGUUGCUGAAAGUUUGUUAAUUUGGUUAAAUUUGUUUUUAAAAUUGCUAUUAAUGGUUGAUGUAGAGGAGGAAAAAAGGAUGUGGGUUUUUUGUUUAGGUUGAUGUUGAAUUUCCACCUAGUGAGAAGGCUCUAGUGAGUUGGCUACUCAGAAGAUUGAAGGAACUUGAAAAGGACGUUGGGCAUCGUCAAUCAAGAGAAAGAAAGUUAAUGGUUUGGCUUAUUCUUUCCUGGGGUUUAGUAAUGUUGUUGUUGUUUUGGCAAUUUCUGUAACAGUUGCCACAAAAUGUGGCCAUUGCACUGGAGGAAUUAGGCAGAUUUUAGAAGUCUGUAUUUUGCAACUGUAUGUAAAAUAUCAUGUAUUGGUACGUAUGUAAUGAUGGAGGAACAUGGUUUGAUUUUGCAACUGGAUGUAACAAUGUAUUAGUACUUAUCUAAUGAA